Messenger RNA from Alligator mississippiensis (American alligator), 1653 nucleotides. Its product is annotated as major histocompatibility complex class I-related gene protein. Gene Ontology annotation, cellular component: external side of plasma membrane. Gene Ontology annotation, biological process: immune response. NCBI's taxonomy places the organism in Eukaryota, Metazoa, Chordata, Crocodylia, Alligatoridae. The coding region runs from base 1 to 987 and encodes 328 amino acids. The transcript is spliced from 7 exons. The record is from RefSeq and is a predicted model, not a curated record.
AUGGACACAUGGGACACUGCAGCUGACCGACACCCUGGUGCCUUCCUCCUGUCCCCCCUGGACGUGCCCGACUUCACUGCUGUGGCCUACGUGGACGACCAGCUACUUCUGCACUACAACAGCAAGACACAGAGAGAGGAGCCGCGCGGGGACUGGGUGCAGGGGGCCGUCAGCCCACACUUCUGGGACAAGGAAACCAGGGCCUUGCGGCGCUGGCAGGAGGGAUUUGACACAAACCUGGCCACCCUGUGGUAUCGCUACAACCAGAUGGGCGGUGAGUGUGAGCAGCCAGGUGGCUGGAUCUGUGUUUCAGGGUCUCGCACUCUCCAGCUCACGUACAGCUGUGAGCUCCAUGAAGACAACAGCACUGGAGGCCACAUGCAGUUGGGCUACGACAGGGGAGACUUCAUCAGCUAUGACCCGGGAACGCGCACCUGGAUAGCAGCCCCCACACAGGCCCAGCGCACCCAGCACACCUGGAAUGAGGAUAGGGCCCUUCUUCAGGAUACAAAAGCCUACCUGGAGGAGACCUGCGUCGCGUGGCUGCAGCAGUACCUGCUGCAGAGCAAGCAUCCCGUGGCACAGGUGAGCGACAGGCCAUCCCAGGAUGGACGCACCACCUUGUCCUGCUGGGUCCACGGCUUCUACCCCAAAAACAUCUCCGUCGUCUGGCUGAAGAAUGGGGAGGGGCAGACCCAGGAGACGAGCCAUUCAGGGGUCCUUCUUAGUGGAGACGGGACCUACCAGACCUGGGCCACUAUGGAGAUCGACCCGAGCAACAACCACGACUACGCCUGCCUCGUAGAGCAUGCAAGUCUGGGUUUAGUCCUGUGUGUGUCCUGGGACAAGGGCAGGACGGAGUACCACUGGAUGCUGAUUGUGGGCAUUGUUGUUGGUGUUGUGCUCAUUCUGGUCAUCGUUGUGAUGGGCGCAGCUGUUUUCUUCCUCAGUCUUGUUCUUCUAGAAGGAAGACGAAAACAACAAUGAAGUACCCGUGACCAAGGAGGACUUUGACAUGCAGGACCCAGUGCAGAUCUACCGCCUGUGGGAGCAGGUCGGCUACAACCGCUUCAUCGCGCCCGGGCUCCACGUGCUGCUGGGCGGCUUCUCCUCCGGCCACGUCCAGCUCAGCAAGUGCAAGGAGGAUACGAUGCAUGAGGACCCCCCAGCACCGCUCAGCUCUGCGCAGCCCCCUCCUGCCACGGGACCGGCCCAGUGGGAUCCCGGGGCAGAGGCAGCACCGGCAACACCCGAAACCCUUGCGUUCCUGGCCCGCACGGCACCGAUGGCAGCGUCACUCCUGACAGCAACCACAACCUCACUGUCACCAUCGCCUCUGCUCUCUGUGCAGGAAAGACACGGGAGCAUGGCUCCGCACAGCCCUGGCCACAAAACUUGGCCCCUGCUCACACCCCACAGCCCCCUCCCCUCCCAGGGGAGCCAGGCGUGCGGGCCCCGGCUGCACCCUGCGCCCGCGAUGGGACCUGGUGCCAUUUCGGACUCCCCUUGGUCUCCAUGUCACAGUCCCGCCCCUCGAUCGUGGUCCUGCAUAAAAUCUCAAUUACAAAAAUUGAAAUCUAAAUAGUUUUAAAACAUUCAAAACAAAUUGAUCUCGAGCUUCCAGCGCAAGUUCAGACACUUCAUAAAAAACAU